AUGCCUGGAUAUGAAGGACCCUUCUGUGAAGUUGAAAUUAAUGAAUGUUCAAGUUCACCUUGCAAAAACGGAGCUACCUGUGUGAAUUUAAUUGAUCACUUUUCAUGUCAUUGUGCUGAAGGGUUCAAAGGAGAAACAUGUUCUGUUCACGUGAAUGAGUGUCUAGACGGACACUGUUGGAAUGGAGGAACCUGUGAAGAGGACAUAAAUGGAUUCAAAUGCAAUUGCCCCCUUGGAUUUGAAGGUCUUAACUGUGAAAUGAAUGUUGAUGAGUGCACUUAUGGCUUCUGUAAAAACAAUUCAACUUGUUUGGACCUGAUUGCAGACUACAGUUGUGUUUGUUCUCCAGGAUUCACUGACAAAAACUGCUCCACGGAUAUUGAUGAAUGUGCCUUCAAGCCCUGCAAAAAUGGAGGCCAUUGCCGGGAUUUGAUUGGUGAAUUUUACUGUAGCUGUUUGCCAGGUUUUACUGGUCAGUUUUGUGAAGCAAAUAUUACUGCCUGCUUGUCACAACCAUGUGGAGCCUCCAGCAUCUGUAAAGACAUAUUUGAUGGCUAUCUUUGUUUCUGUGCACCUGGUUUUAUAGGUAAUAACUGUGAGAUUGAGGUGGAUGAGUGUCUUAGUGAUCCCUGUCACAGUGGAGCCACUUGUGUUGAUCAUCUGAAUGCCUUCAGUUGUGUCUGUCAGGAUGGAUUUCAAGGCACAACCUGUGAAACAAAUAUAAAUGAAUGUCACUCUUCUCCAUGUCUUCAUAAUGCAACAUGUGAAGACCUUAUUGGUGGCUAUGAAUGUAUCUGUCUACCGGGCUUUACUGGUGCAAGAUGCGAAACAGAUAGAGAUGAGUGUGCUUCAUUUCCCUGCAAGAAUGGAGCCACCUGCAUUGACCAACCUGGUAAUUACUUCUGCCAAUGUGUGGCUCCAUUUAAAGGUUCAAACUGUGAGUUUAGGCCUUGUGAGGCCAGUAAUCCCUGUGAGAAUGGAGCUGUGUGCAUAGAAGAAAUGAAUUUGGAUGUUUUUCCCCUUGGAUUCCAGUGCCAGUGUGUGAAGGGCUUUGCAGGUCCACGCUGUGAGAUCAAUGUCAAUGAGUGCAGUUCUAACCCUUGCCUCCACGGAUACUGCUAUGACAUUGUCGAUGGCUUCUAUUGUUUGUGCAAUCCAGGAUAUGCAGGACUGAAAUGUGAGCAGGACAUUGAUGACUGCAUAAUCAACGCUUGUGAACACAAUUCUACGUGUGUUGAUCUGCAUUUGAGAUACCAGUGUGUUUGUCUGCCUGGAUGGGAAGGAACAUUUUGUGAAUAUGAAUCAAAUGAAUGUAAUUCAGAGCCUUGCAGAAACAACGGCACCUGCACAGAUCUUUUCAACAGCUAUCAGUGCUCAUGUACAGCAGGGUGGACAGGGCCAGACUGCAGUGUAGAUAUAAAUGAAUGUGAUUCUGAACCAUGCUUGAAUGGAGCCACCUGCUAUGAAUCUGUUAAGCAGGGACAGUUUGUAUGCAUUUGUCCUCCAUUUUAUACUGGUGACUUUUGCCAUCAGCGCUUCAGUCCCUGUGAGCUGCCUUACAAUCCUUGCAUAAACAACUCAACGUGCUUGGCACAAGUCAAUGGAAAUCCAUUGUGCAUUUGCAAAACAGGAUUUGAAGGUACUUACUGUGAAGUUAACAGUGAUGAGUGCAUCUCCCAUCCCUGCCAGAAUGAAGGUCUCUGUGUGGACGGGGUUAACAGUUACAGGUGCUCCUGCCAGCAUGGCUUCACUGGGACACUUUGUGAGGUGGAGAUUAAUGAAUGCUUAUCAGAACCUUGCAAAAACAAUGGAACUUGCCUUGAUCUCAUUAACAGAUUCCUCUGUAAUUGUGCACCUGGAUACUAUGGGUCUCUGUGUGAGAUGGAUGUAAAUGAGUGUGAAACUUUGCCUUGUUUGCACGGAGGAAGCUGCAUCAACAGGCUUGGAGGCUAUCAGUGUUACUGUUCUCCUGGAUUCACAGGUGAUAGAUGUGAAGCAAAUAUAGAUGAAUGUAUUUCUGCUCCUUGCCUAAACAAUGGAAGUUGCAUCGAUGACAUCAGUUCCUAUACAUGUCACUGUAGGAGAGGUUUCAUUGGAACAAACUGCGAGAUAAAUGUUAAUGAAUGCUUGCCAGAUCCUUGUCUUCAUGGAAGAUGUAUAGAUCUCAUUGAUGGAUAUCAAUGCUCUUGUGAAGCAGGAUGGACCAGCACAAGAUGUGAGAUAAAUAUUAAUGAAUGUGAAUCUGUUCCCUGCAUUAAUGGAGGUUCUUGUCAAGAUUUGGUUAAUGCAUUUGUUUGUAUUUGCCUGAGUGGAUACACUGGCAAGUUCUGUGAAGUUGAUAUUGAUGUCUGCAGUGAACCUACGCUGAGCUCAGUUCUGUGUUACAACGGAGGUGUAUGUGCUGAUGGUCCUGGAAGAACUUUUCGCUGCAGGUGUCUUGCUGGAUUUUCUGGACAGUUUUGUGAAAUAGAAGUUAAUGAGUGUAAUUCAUCACCUUGUCUACAUGGUUCAACCUGUGAAGAUCAUGUCAAUGGAUACACUUGUAAAUGUCAACAAGGAUGGGAAGGUCUGCAUUGUGAGUUAGAUGUUGAUGAGUGCAUAUCCAACCCCUGCAUACACGGCAUCUGUGUUCAGAGAGACCCCGGUUUUGGUUAUUCCUGUUUUUGCAAGCCAGGAUUUGUGGGACGAAGCUGUGAGCUUAAUUACAAUGAUUGCCUUAUACAAUCCUGCUCCACUGGGUUUCUUUGCGUUGAUGGAAUAAACAAUAUCACCUGUUUACCUACUAUCCCCCAAAGCAAGAAAACUGAAAUGGCUGAAGUGUUUCCUACUGAGAUUUUAGAUAAUGACCGUCCAACAGCCCUAGCUGUGUCUGUGGAACUUUCGUCUAAACAUGUUACCCCUGAUUUUCAUGCAGAAGAGAUGUCCCAAGAUUUUAGUUAUGCUCGCUAUUACGGUGAUUCUUACCUGGAAUUUCAAGGCUUGCAUUUCAACAUACUAAACUUCAUCCACUUGGAAUUUAAGACCCAUGAUCCUCAUGGACUCCUCCUGUAUAUUGAUCAGAGCCCAGAAACAAUAGGACGGUUUUUAAUUCAGCUUUUCAUCAGACAUGGCACCUUACAGUACCAGUUUCUAUGUAAUGAAGCAGCAGAAGUCAAAAACAUCACAACUACAGAUAGAGUGGAUGAUGGACACUGGUAUAAAGUGCAAAUUAGGCAAGGCAUGGUGCCAUGUGAAGCAGAAAUGUCAGUCCUGGAGAUAUCUGCAAAGACAAGAAUGCCUAGCAAUUUCUGGUCCAGUUCGUAUCAGCUUGAAACAGGAUCCGUAUUCUUCGGUGGUUUGCCUCAUCCUUAUGCAAUAAAACAGAUACCUGGACCUGUCUACAAUUUCACUGGCUGUAUACAAGUCAUAGAAAUCAAUAAUGUGGGACCUUUCAACAUCUCUAAUGCUGUGCGAAGAAAUAAUAUUGACAGUUGCAGGACUCCUGUACCUACACAUCUGCCAACAGCAUUCCCUGUGGUUUCUUACGAUAUGCCAGAAUUGCCUGAGCCUGUUGUGCCCUCUCCACAUUCCCCCGAAUUGCCAUCUGUGUGCCAGGAGGGUCUGUGCCGCAGCGGAGGGACCUGUCAUCCCAUCUCUCUGCCUACUGGGGCCACCUCAUUUCAGUGUGACUGCCCACUGCACUUCACUGGUCGGUUCUGCGAAAAAGACACAACCCUGUUUUUUCCAUCUUUCACUGGAAAUUCUUAUUUGGAACUUCCUUCUCUAACAUCUGUAUCUGAGAUCAGGACUGCAUCUGGGCAGGAAGCAAGCAAUCUGACGACUCUGUACUUGACAGUGAAGACAACUGCUCUAAGUGGCACUAUUCUUUACACUAGUGAAAAGAAUUCUGGGGAGCAAUUUCUUCACUUGUAUCUUGUGGAAGGGAGACCAGCAGUUCGAUUCAGCUGUGGAAACUCUCAGAACAUUCUGACUGUAUCUCUCAAUCAAUCCAUUAGCAAGGGUAUACUCAUCCCUAUCACAAUAAGCUAUAUGUUGCCUGUUAGCAGUCCUGAAGGGUACUGCAUGAUUGAAAUGGCUGCAGAUGGAAAUCCUCCUGUACAACACAGACUCUCGCUCUCAUAUCAAGCAUCUCAGAUCACCUUUGGAUCAAUCUUUCUUGGAAAUGUUCCUGUUCAUGAAAAGGUUCCUCGAUGUGUUGGGCAAAUACGUGGCUAUAAAGGAUGUAUUAGGGAUUUUCAAGUUAACAACAAAGAAUUGUUCAUCAUAGAUGAGGCUCUUGGAGGGAGGAAUGUUGAGAACUGUAAUGUUCCAAUAUGUGAAUAUCAUCCAUGUCACAAUGGUGGGACCUGCACUAGUGAUGCAGAAAAUUGGUUUUGUGAAUGCCCUAAACUCUACUCUGGAAAACUCUGCCAGUUCAUGACUUGUGACGAAAAUCCAUGUGGAAACGGUGCUACAUGUUUUCCGAAGUCCAGGCAAGAUGCUGUUUGCCUUUGUCCAUAUGGAAGAUCUGGCAUCCUCUGCAGUGAUGUUAUCAGUAUUAGCCAGCCCAGUUUCAGUGGCACAGAUGCUUUUGGCUAUACUUCAUUCCUAGCUUAUUCUACUAUCCCAAAUAUCACCUUCUACUAUGAAUUCCACUUGAAAUUUCAGUUGAUAAAUCACCAGUCAGCUUUACAAGAUAACCUGAUAUUUUUCACUGGACAAAAGGGCCAAGGUCUGAAUGGAGAUGAUUUUUUGGUCUUAGGCCUCCGUGAUGGCAGAGUAGUAUAUAGCUACAAUCUAGGUUCUGGCACAGCAACAAUCAUUAGUAAACCACUUGAUCUGACACUCAAAAUUCAUGUCAUCCAUCUUGGCAGAUACCUCCAGAAAGGCUGGCUGAAGGUGGAUGAUCAGAAGAAUAAAACUGUCACUUCUCCUGGAAGACUAGUUGGACUCAAUGUCUUCAGUCAGUUUUAUUUAGGAGGCUAUCAUGAGUAUACUCCAGAACUCCUACCAAAGGGAUCCAGAUUUAAGAACAGCUUUCAAGGUUGCAUUUUUGAUGUUCAAGUUCGCACCAACAUGAAUCAGGAGUUUAAAUCACCAGGGAUUCCAGAAGGUCACCCCAAUUCAGGUCGCAGUGUUGGACAAUGUAAAGAUUCCCCAUGCAGUUUAAUAAAAUGCAGAAAUGGUGGCAAGUGUGUGGAAAGUGGCUCUACUGUUUACUGUGACUGCCUCACUGGAUGGAAAGGUGCAUUUUGCACAGAAAUGGUGUCAGUAUGUGAUCCAGAGCAUGAUCCUCCACAUCUGUGUAAGCAAGGCGGUACCUGUGUGCCACUACCUGAUGGCUACACGUGUCACUGUGCUCUCGGAACAACCGGUACCUACUGCGAACAAGCUAUUUCCAUUAGUGAUCCUUCUUUCAGAAGUAACGAAUCAUCGUGGAUGUCAUUUGCACCCUUUUAUAUCCGACAUAAGACCCAUAUCAAACUCCAGUUUCAGCCUCUAUCUCCAGAUGGUAUCCUGUUUUACACUGCACAGCAUUUGGGUACUCAAUCAGGUGACUUCCUAUGUAUAUCAUUAGUAAAUGGAUUUAUACAGCUACGCUACAAUCUAGGAGACAAGACAAUUAUCCUACAGGCUCUUCAGAAGAUCCAAGCAGAUGGAAAAACAUGGCAUUUGCUCAAAGCAGGAAGAGUUGGUACCGAAGGCUACCUGGAACUGGAUGGUACCAACAUCACUCAGAAAGGCAGUGCUGGAAUGAAGGCGCUAGACGUAAACACGGAUUUUUACGUUGGAGGGGUGUCCUCUCUAAGUCUUGUCAACUCAAUGGCAGUAGAAGAUGAACCCACAGGUUUCAGUGGUUGUAUAAGAGAAAUUAUUAUAAAUGACAGAGAACUGAAGCUUACAGCAACAGACCCCAACGGCGGAGCCAACAUUGGUGACUGUGAUGGAACAGCUUGCGGGUAUUCAGUGUGCAAAAAUAAUGGAACGUGCCAGGUUGAAAGCUCAGGCUUUUCUUGUUCUUGCCCCCAAGGGUGGAUAGGGAACACCUGUGAAGAAUCUGUUCACUGUUCAGAGAACAGGUGUGGGUCUCGAGCUCUCUGUAUUCCUCAGCCUACUUUGUUCUCGUAUACCUGUGCGUGUGCGCUAGGCUGGUCAGGUAAGCACUGCGACAGUAAAAUCAAUUUUUUUACAGCAAAGUUUGUUGGUAACUCCUACAUCAAAUACGUAGACCCUCUUUAUAGAAAACGAGACCUCCAGUAUACCCGCAUUUCUUUAAAUUUUACUACCAAUCAAACCGAAGCCUUAAUAGUAUGGAUGGGAAAAGCUGAAGAUGAAGACAAUGAUUUCCUUGCCAUUGGUCUCGCCAAUGGAACAUUAAAAGUUGUCAUUAAUCUUGGUGAAAGAAUCUCUGUUCCUCUAAUUCACAGCAAAGACUCCACUUGUUGUGAUGAAAGAUGGCAUUUUGUUACUGUAAUUCAAAACCAAACUUGUAUUAAGGUGUAUCUUGACGAGGAACUAAUUAUUUUUGAAGAUAUUGAUCCAGACAGAAAAUACACUGCUUUAAAUUAUGGUGGCAUUUGUUAUUUUGGUGGGUUUGAAAUUGGCAGAAACAUCCAUACAGUCACUACAGGGCUUUUUCAGAAGGAAUUCAGUGGUAAAAUUAAAGAUAUUGCACUCUUCCAGGAUUCCAAAAAGGUUCAGCUAAUGAAAGCAGAAGGUUAUAAUGUCCAUAAUGGAGAUCAUAGAAAUUAA
Messenger RNA from Cygnus atratus (black swan), 6732 nucleotides. It is a transcript of the gene EYS, whose product is annotated as eyes shut homolog. Gene Ontology annotation, biological process: heterophilic cell-cell adhesion; establishment or maintenance of epithelial cell apical/basal polarity. Gene Ontology annotation, molecular function: calcium ion binding. Gene Ontology annotation, cellular component: plasma membrane; protein-containing complex. NCBI's taxonomy places the organism in Eukaryota, Metazoa, Chordata, Aves, Anseriformes, Anatidae. The record is from RefSeq and is a predicted model, not a curated record. The transcript has 38 exons. The coding region runs from base 1 to 6732 and encodes 2243 amino acids.